UUAAUAGCAGCGCAGUGACGUCUUGUGUUGGAGUUCCGAGCGUUUGAGCGUCUGUGGGGCUGACAGUGUGCGAGCGAGGGGUUUGAAUCAGUUCUCAGAAGAAGCCGAGGCUCCUCCCCCCGGUUAUUGUGAGGCGAGUGGCAGUCAGUGCGGAUGUUCCUGACUGUCAGCGGCGGAGCAUUUGCCAUUCAGCACCACGGUCAGCGCAACAGUCACAAGGGGGAUUUCAGCACCGCGGAGAGCGGCAUCGCUUCCCGACAUUUCCCAAUCACUGCCGCUCGGUCUGUUUCGUGUGAUUUCAGAUUUGACUCCGGAUCCAGCACCGCGGGACUAGGUGUGGGAUUUGCCAGGACUGAGACAAAGCAAAUUAGAGUUGUCGGCAGCUGCGACUGAGCGACCAAAGGCAGACAAUAGCCGAGCAAUAAGUGCUUUCCCAUAGAAAGUAUCGGAGGGGAGAGAGGAAAUAAGCUGCAUACAAAGUAUCACAAUCCAUUCUGAGACGGGAGGAGGAGGAAGAGGAGGGUGUCUGCUUCUUAGCAAGCCUUGUGUUUGACCGAGCUGCUCCCUUCUGUGUAAGUCCUGCAGAAAACAUGGCAACCGAGAUGCACAACCUGCAAGAGAUGAGGAGGAGUGCCUCUCUGGCCACAAAAGUCUUUAUCCAACGGGAUUACAGUGAUGGGACCAUGUGUCAGUUCCAGACCAAGUUCCCAGCAGAACUUGAGAGCCGGAUUGAAAAGCAGCUGUUUGAAGACACAGUGAAAACUCUGAAUAUGUAUUACAUAGAAGCAGAGAAGAUUGGGGGCAGCUCAUACCUGGAGGGCUGUUUGGCAUGUGUCACGGCCUACUUUAUAUUCUUCUGCAUGGAAACACACUAUGAAAAGGUGCUAAAGAAGAUCUCUAAAUACAUCCAAGAACAGAAUGAGAAGAUUUAUGCCCCCAGGGGACUUCUAAUUACAGAUCCUGUGGAGCGGGGGAUGCGAGUUAUUGAGAUCUCAGUGUAUGAGGACCGGUGCAGCAGUGGUAGUAGCAGCAGUGGCAGUUCCAGCAGCACAAGCAGUGGUGGCGGUGGAGGGGCGGCCAGUCGUGCCCGAUGACUGGCAGAGAGUCCCUGUGGGGACCUGUACUGCCGAGAUGACGGCCUUUCGGAAAUACGAAGACUCAGAUAUCAGAGUACUAGGUUUUAACGCAAGGCUAAAUUACUUCUUUUUUUUUUUUUUUUUUUACUGAAAUGGACAUAAAUAUUUAUUUUCUGAGAACAUUAAGCCUGAAAGAAAAUGGACCCAGAAAUCAGUGUUCAGAAUUAUUAAGCAAUGGGAACACAUAAAGGAACUCUACCGAAUGAUAUGACUUCUGUGAUGAUAUCCUAUUUCAUUUGUGUCUAUAAGAUUAACCAAAAGGAACGUUAUUCGUCUAUAACGAGGUGCAGUUCCACACUCUUCCAGAUCUCACGUUCAAGAACACAAAUGUCACAGUACUGUAUCUUUAGAAAUAUCCACAUAUCCGAUUUCCUCAACACUGGAAAUCUGUUGACUUUCUUUGUGGUCUAUUUAUCGGAGACAAAAUAUUGUAUAUUGUACGGUAUAACGUUUUAUGAUAGAUCCACUAUCCAGAAACCCUUUUAUGCAGAAAGCUCCAAGGUACAGUAAUGCCAUUCCGCAUGGUGUAAUAUGUAAAGGGAUCUAUAGAGAAAAAUAUAUCUUAUCACUUGGGAAAAAUGCAUUUUUUGACUCCUUUAUACGUCUUCUAGCGCUAGUCACUGCCUAUUCACGGAUAUUAAUUAUAUAUAUAUAUAUAUAUAUAUAUAUAUAUAUAUAUAUAUAUAUAUAUAUAUAUAUAAUUAUAUAAAGUUCCAAAGGACCCGCACUCCAGUUUCCGUGAAAAUAUUUUGAUUUUAUUCAUACUCGUGCAUCCGUUUCGGCCCUCAUUUGGAUCUGCAUCUGUAUAUAUAUAUAUAUAUAUAUAUAUAUAUAUAUAUAUAUAUAUAUUUUUUAUGACCUC
Xenopus laevis (African clawed frog) is the source of this 1998-nucleotide messenger RNA. It is a transcript of the gene golga7b.L, whose product is annotated as golgin A7 family member B L homeolog. Lineage: Eukaryota; Metazoa; Chordata; Amphibia; Anura; Pipidae. Gene Ontology annotation, biological process: protein targeting to membrane. The record is from RefSeq and is a predicted model, not a curated record. Bases 591 to 1094 code for a protein of 167 amino acids. Gene Ontology annotation, cellular component: Golgi membrane; palmitoyltransferase complex. The transcript has 5 exons.